Molecule: messenger RNA, 216 nt
Organism: Penicillium malachiteum
Lineage: Eukaryota; Fungi; Ascomycota; Eurotiomycetes; Eurotiales; Aspergillaceae
Exons: 1
Coding region: 1-216 (71 amino acids)
Source: RefSeq, a predicted model, not a curated record
AUGGAGAGUCUCAUGGACCCUGAGACACUGGCUAGUGGCGAGGGUAAAUUGAUUGGACCUGCUGCUGCCCUAAUCCUCGAUACAAAGAGGCACGAGGAUGAUGAGAAGGAGGAUAAGGGAAGUUUGAAUAUCAGAAUUCACUUGGAUCUUCAUGCCAAGAUUAAAUUGGGCUUGGAGGCGGAUCUAUAUGGAGAUGUGGUGAUUGGGUUGUUGUGA